AUGGCCACUUCUUUAAUCCCAGUGUCUUCUUCAUUUCUUCAACCUCUGAAACUCAAAACCCUAGCUAAACCCAGAAACCCUGAUCUAUCAACCACCACCAGAAAAAUUAUUACAACCUGCGAUUCUCAGAAGAACACCGGGAAGUCAAACCCCAGCAGCAGAAACCCUAAUUUCCAGAAACGGCGAAAUUCCUCAAAGUAUGGAAGUUCUAGAAGAUCGAUCCUCAAGAAAUCAUUCUUACAAGAACAGGUUACUUUCACCGCACGUGUCUCCGAAGAUCCCCACGUGGGGAUUAUCGGCGGCGGAAUGGCGGGUCUUGUCUGCGCCCAGAACCUGGAAGCUCGUGGUGUCCAAUCCACGGUUUUCGAUACGGGGAUACAUGGGUUAGGAGGAAGACUUGGAACAAGGAUUAUUGAACCACAAGGACUAAUUUUCGACCACGCUGCUCAAUUCUUCACCGCGAAUGAUUCUCGGUUUAUCCGAUAUGUCGAUGAGUGGUUAGAGAAAGGACUUGUUCGAGAGUGGAAUGGUGUUAUUGGAGAGCUUGAAAUUGGGGGUAGUUUCUCACAGUUUCAUCCAUCAUCGCCUCCAAGAUACAUUGCAGUUAAUGGCAUGCGGUCUCUCGCUGAUUCAUUGCUUUUAGAGAGUCAAAUGGUUAAUUUGGUUAGGCCUUGUUGGAUUAGUAAGCUGGAACCAUUAAAUGGAAUGUGGCACCUAAGUGAGAAUGGAACUCCUCGUGGUCAGUUUGAUGUAAUUGUCAUUGCUCAUAAUGGUAAAUGUGCGAAUCGUUUGCUUUCUGCAUCAGGCUUGCCUUUAGUUGCUAAACAGAUGAAGAAACUGGAUCUGAGUUCCAUAUGGGCGCUAUUAGCAGCUUUCGAUGAUCCUCUUCCUACUGUAAACUUCGAGGGAGCGUUUGUGAAAGGAGUGGGAUCAUUGUCUUGGAUGGGAAACAACUCUGCAAAGCUUGGAAAUGACAAAGCUCCACAUUGUUGGACUUUCUUCAGUACUGCAUCAUACGGAAAACAGAACAAAGUUCCUCAGGAAAACAUCCCAACGGUCACGUCAGAGAAAGUUAGAGCCGGUAUGCUUCAAGGUGUGGAAAUCGCAUUAGGCUUGCCUGAAGGGUCGCUUCCUAAACCGGUUUAUACACGUCUCCAGCUAUGGGGAGCAGCUCUUCCAAAGAACACUCCUGCAGUUCCAUGUAUAUUUGAUCCACAAGGCCGUGCUGGUAUAUGCGGUGACUGGCUUCUCGGUUCUAACUUAGAAUCUGCAGCUUUAAGCGGCGAAGCCCUCGGAAACCAUAUUGCUGAUUUCUUACAGAAGGGUGAAGCUAAUCCGGAAGAGUUUGCAAUCGGUUUACAUGACAGGUUAAGUCCUCUUGCUGGUCAUGAUAUUGGGCAGUUUCCGGGUUUAACAUCGGUGGGAGAGAAGGAAGAAGCUAAAGCAUAUCAACUUCUGUGA
Molecule: messenger RNA, 1461 nt
Organism: Arabis nemorensis
Lineage: Eukaryota; Viridiplantae; Streptophyta; Magnoliopsida; Brassicales; Brassicaceae
Source: the annotation of a GenBank genome assembly